This is a messenger RNA of Ceratitis capitata (Mediterranean fruit fly), 984 nucleotides long. RefSeq names its product dihydrofolate reductase. Gene Ontology annotation, molecular function: dihydrofolate reductase activity; NADP binding. Gene Ontology annotation, cellular component: mitochondrion. The transcript has 2 exons. Gene Ontology annotation, biological process: glycine biosynthetic process; tetrahydrofolate biosynthetic process; dihydrofolate metabolic process. NCBI's taxonomy places the organism in Eukaryota, Metazoa, Arthropoda, Insecta, Diptera, Tephritidae. The record is from RefSeq and is a predicted model, not a curated record. Bases 389 to 946 code for a protein of 185 amino acids.
AUUAAGAAAUUUUACAACAAUUUUGGAGUUUAUUAUUCGAAGGACUUGGGAUUUCAAGAUUUUUUGUGUGGUACAACAUGCGUGUUGUAACAACUACUGAAAUUCAAAAGUUCCCUCGACAGUCGGCUUUUUUUACUGGAACGACCCGGACUUUUAUUCGACAAAGGACUGUCACUAUCGCAACAUUCCCCAAAAAGUGUACUUUGGUGAAUAUUUUAGUGAAUACAACAACAACAUAUUCAAUGCUUCUAUGACGGACAUAUAUCUAUCAAAUAAACCGAAAUAUCGCUGUAAUUGUCGAUCGAUAAAUAUCUAUAUUCUCUGAUCUAAGCGCUAACAAUUAAAUGCAUUUAUUGUUAGAAGAGCCUCAUAUAACUUCCCAUUCAAAAUGCUUACAUUUAAUUUAAUUGUUGCUGCUUGUGAGAAUUUUGGAAUUGGAUUGAAAGGAGAAUUGCCAUGGCGUCUUAGGUCAGAACUUAAGUAUUUCUCAGCUACCACAAGAAGGCGGAAUGAUCCUAAAAAGCAAAAUGUAGUCAUAAUGGGACGAAAAACUUAUUUCUGCAUUCCUAAGAAUAAACGACCGCUACCUGAUCGUCUUAAUGUAGUUUUGAGUAACACUCUCAAACGCACAGAUUUUGAUGAAAAUGUGCUUCUUUAUCACAGUCUGGAAUCAGCAAUGCAAGAUUUAGAGAAAUUAGAUAUAAGAAAGAAAAUAGAAACCGUUUGGAUAGUUGGUGGCAGUGGAGUGUAUAAAGAGGCUAUGGCAUCACCACGUUGUAAUCGCAUAUAUUUAACCAAUAUUCUUAAACAUUUCGACUGUGACACUUUCUUUCCGAAGAUACCAAAUGAUUUUCAAGAAGUAGAACCCGAUCCAGAAACUCCCGUGGGCGUCCAGGAAGAGGGAGAGGUAAAAUAUGAAUAUAAAAUAUUGGAAAAACGAAGAUAAACGCUUUAAAUACAUCAUUCGAAAGAUAUAAAAGCCAA